GACGGAAGUUCCACGUGUUUGUGUUGAGCAACUGCAGGUGGUGGGCGGAGACACCAGGGCCCAGCCUUCUGCAUCCUGCCUUCCGUAUUGGCUGAAGGGCCGGCGGCUCUGGCAGUCCCAGCGGCUGAGAGCAUGGCUUCUCCAGGGGCCGGUAGAGCGCCGCCGGAGUUACCGGAGCGGAACUGCGGGUACCGCGAAGUCCAGUACUGGGAUCAGCGCUACCAAGGCGCAGCCGAUUCUGCCCCCUACGAUUGGUUCGGGGACUUCUCCUCCUUCCGUGCCCUCCUAGAGCCGGAGCUGCGGCCCGAGGACCGUAUCCUUGUGUUAGGUUGUGGGAACAGUGCCCUGAGCUAUGAGCUGUUCCUUGGAGGCUUCCCUGAUGUGACCAGUGUGGACUACUCGUCAGUCGUGGUGGCUGCCAUGCAGGCUCGCUAUAUCCAUGUGCCGCAGCUGCGCUGGGAGACCAUGGAUGUGCGGAAGCUGGACUUCCCCAGUGCUUCUUUUGAUGUGGUGCUCGAGAAGGGCACGCUGGAUGCCCUGCUAUCUGGGGAACAAGAUCCUUGGACCGUGUCCUCUGAAGGUGUCCAUACUGUGGACCAGGUGUUGAGUGAGGUGGGAUUCCAGAAGGGGACAAGACAGCUGUUAGGCUCACGCACGCAGCUGGAGCUGGUCUUGGCAGGUGUCUCUCUACUGCUGGCUGCACUGCUUCUGGGCUGCCUUGUGGCCCUGGGGGUCCAGUACCACAGAGACCCAUCCCACAGCACCUGCCUUACAGAGGCCUGCAUUCGAGUGGCUGGAAAAAUCCUGGAGUCCCUGGACCGAGGGGUGAGCCCCUGUGAGGACUUUUACCAGUUCUCCUGUGGGGGCUGGAUUCGGAGGAACCCCCUGCCCGAUGGGCGUUCUCGCUGGAACACCUUCAACAGCCUCUGGGACCAAAACCAGGCCAUACUGAAGCACCUGCUUGAAAACACCACCUUCAACUCUAGCAGUGAAGCUGAGCGGAAGACACAGCGCUUCUACCUAUCUUGCCUACAGGUGGAGCGCAUUGAGGAGCUGGGAGCCCAGCCACUGAGAGACCUCAUUGACAAGAUUGGUGGUUGGAACAUUACAGGGCCCUGGGACCAGGAUAACUUUAUGGAGGUGUUGAAGGCAGUAGCAGGGACCUACAGGGCCACCCCAUUCUUCACCGUCUACAUCAGUGCCGACUCUAAGAGUUCCAACAGCAAUGUUAUCCAGGUGGACCAGUCUGGGCUCUUUCUGCCCUCUCGGGAUUACUACUUAAACAGAACUGCCAAUGAGAAAGUAAGGAACAUCUUCCGAACCCCCAUCCCUACCCCUUGUUUCAUAGACACCUACUGUGUGCCAGGCCCAGCUUUUAGCCCCUCUCAGAUGCUCUUCCAUCCCCUGCCUGCCCCACCUGCAAGCUCCGAAAUGCACUCGAUCUUUAGGUUGAUAGAUUUUCUCCUCAUCGCGGGGCCGCUGGUCGCUGGGCCACGGGUGAUGUUGGGCCAGUUGUACCUCACCUCCAAGCCCACCUGCUGCAUCGUGGGCUCCCUACCCGUGGAGGCAAGGCCUGAGAUUUUUUUCUCUCAGGCUCUGGCGCCCUCCAUGGACUGGCUUGAGUUCCUGUCUUUCUUGCUGUCACCAUUGGAGUUGAGUGACUCUGAGCCUGUGGUGGUGUAUGGGAUGGAUUAUUUGCAGCAGGUGUCAGAGCUCAUCAACCGCACAGAACCAAGCAUCCUGAACAAUUACCUGAUCUGGAACCUAGUGCAAAAGACAACCUCAAGCCUGGACCGACGCUUUGAGUCUGCACAAGAGAAGCUGCUGGAGACCCUCUAUGGCACUAAGAAGGCAGAGGGGAUGAUCAGCGAAAUCCGGACUGCAUUUGAGGAGGCCCUGGGACAGCUGGUUUGGAUGGAUGAGAAGACCCGCCAGGCAGCCAAGGAGAAAGCAGACGCCAUCUAUGAUAUGAUUGGUUUCCCAGACUUUAUCCUGGAGCCCAAAGAGCUGGAUGAUGUUUAUGAUGGGUACGAAGUUUCUGAAGAUUCUUUCUUCCAAAACAUGUUGAAUUUGUACAACUUCUCUGCCAAGGUGAUGGCUGACCAGCUCCGCAAGCCUCCCAGCCGAGACCAGUGGAGCAUGACCCCCCAGACAGUGAAUGCCUACUACCUUCCAACUAAGAAUGAGAUCGUCUUCCCCGCUGGCAUCCUGCAGGCCCCCUUCUAUGCCCGCAACCACCCCAAGGCCCUGAACUUUGGUGGUAUCGGUGUGGUCAUGGGCCACGAGUUGACACAUGCCUUUGAUGACCAAGGGCGCGAGUAUGACAAAGAAGGGAACCUGCGGCCUUGGUGGCAGAAUGAGUCACUGGCAGCCUUCCGGAACCACACGGCCUGCAUGGAGGAACAGUACAAUCAAUACCAGGUCAAUGGGGAGAGGCUCAACGGCCGCCAGACGCUGGGGGAGAACAUUGCCGACAACGGGGGUUUGAAGGCUGCCUACAAUGCUUACAAAGCGUGGCUAAGAAAGCAUGGGGAGGAGCAGCAGCUGCCAGCCGUGGGGCUCACUAACCACCAGCUCUUCUUCGUGGGAUUUGCCCAGGUAUGGUGCUCGGUCCGCACACCAGAGAGCUCUCACGAGGGGCUAGUGACCGACCCCCACAGCCCUGCCCGCUUCCGCGUGCUGGGCACUCUCUCCAACUCCCGUGACUUCCUGCGGCACUUCGGCUGCCCUGUCGGCUCCCCCAUGAACCCGGGGCAGCUGUGUGAGGUGUGGUAGACCUGGAUCAGGGAAGAAAUGGCCGGCUGUCACCAGACCUGGGGCAGCUCUCCCGACAAAGCUGUUUGCUCUUGGGUUGGGAGGAAGCAGAUGCGAGCUGGGCUGGGUCUAGUCCCUCCCCACCACAGGCAACACGAGUACAGUCCCUCACUCCCCACCACAGGUGACACAAGUACAGUCCCUCCUCAAUCACCACAUUGUGCCUCUGCUUUGGGGGUGUCCCUGCCUCCAGCAGAGCCCCCACCAUUCACUGUGACAUCUUUCCAUGUCACCCUGCCUGGAAGAAGUCUGGGCAGGGAGGCCAGUUCCCACGGGAAGGAGUCUGCCUCUUCUGGCCCCAAGCUUACUCAGCCUAGCGGCCAUGGGGCCUGCCGUGCCUGCCCCACUCUGACCUGCAGGCCUGGAUGGUGUACCUUCUGGACUUCUCCCCAGGCUCACUCAGUGCGUACUUAAGGGUGGACUCAGCUCUGUCUGGCUCACCCUCAGGGGCUACCCGCACCUCACCCUGUGCUCCUUGUGUCACUGCUCCCAAUGCUGCUGCUGACCCUCACUGACAGCUCCUAGUGGAAGCCCAAGGGCCUCUGAAAGCCUCCUGCUGCCCACCGUUUCCCUGGGCUGAGAGGGGAAGUGCAUAUGUGUAGCGGGUACUGGUUCCUGUGUCUUAGGACACAAGCCUUAGCAGGUGAUUGAUUCUGCCUAGACCAAGCAGGAAAGCAGAUAGAGCAGGGAAAAGGAAGAACAGAGUUUAUUUUUACAGAAAAGAGGGUGGGAGGGUGUGGUCUUGGCCCUUAUAGGACCCUGUGCCAAUAAAUAGACAUGCAUCCGUCA
Cercocebus atys (sooty mangabey) is the source of this 3603-nucleotide messenger RNA. It is a transcript of the gene ECE2, whose product is annotated as endothelin converting enzyme 2. Gene Ontology annotation, molecular function: metalloendopeptidase activity. Gene Ontology annotation, cellular component: plasma membrane. The transcript is spliced from 19 exons. The record is from RefSeq and is a predicted model, not a curated record. Bases 133 to 2775 code for a protein of 880 amino acids. Lineage: Eukaryota; Metazoa; Chordata; Mammalia; Primates; Cercopithecidae. Gene Ontology annotation, biological process: protein processing.